GCUUUGUCGAUAAUGUCCAGUGUAAGCAGAUGACGAUGUACAGGGAGGUUUGUUUUGUUUUUCUCAAUUAUCAGUCAUUACGCUGUACCAUUACUUGGUUUAUUGUUGUUUUGACAACUAUAUCUAUAUGUGAGGAGAAGCGGAAAUUUGAAACUCUUACUUUGUAAUUGAUUGGUAAGCAAAUGUUGUAAUUAUAACCUCACAUGCAGUGAUACCGUAGAUUGAAAUUACUACUUCAUUAACAAAUUAUCAGCAAAGUUUCAACUUUACAACCUCUUUAUUUUUAACACAGGGAUGGACAGUUCUAUUGCUCUGGCACCGUAUUGUCUGUUUGAGCAAGAACAUUUGAAUUUGUUUACUUCUAAGUGUCAUUGGUGGAAAGAGUAUAUCGGAAUUGUUUGUUCUUGGGGAAAUAAUAUAAAUACUCAUGCAUUUUGUGCUUUGAGAGAGAAGAAAAAGAAAAGCAGAAAGAGUUAGAGAGUUGGUAAACCCUGUACUUCCUACAAAUUAACUGGGAUUUGACUUCUAAAGACAAAAACGAUUACACCAGUUUAUGUCUUUUCCCACUUUUAUCCAUAGCGAAAAUAUAACCGUUAAAUCACCACAUUUCCUCGUUGUUCUGCUCUUACGUUUUUCAGUAAUUGUGCAUUCAUGUUAGUGAUGUGGUUAACCAUGAUUAGAUUGUUGGUGAGUUUCUCCCUCUUUGAUGACUGCUUUCCUCACAUCAUUGGUGAUGAACUUUACAAUCACCGGAUCUUCGAAGUUUUUUGUUGCUGGAUGGUAUCCGGUGUAUUGCCAUGACUUUUAUUUUUCGGAAUGAAUUCUGUGAUAUGUUUGUUUGGAAAACGAGAAGCAACCAUUGUUUUGAUGUUUGUAAAUAGCAGACGGAACACACGAGAAGUUUUAUCUUUAGAAGUCUCGGCUUAUCGGAUCAAGCGCGCAUGUGUGAUAUAGGCGGAUCCCGCAAGAUAUGACACCUCAGAUUUACCAGGAAGGCGGCGUGAUUCUCGUUAUCUGCCUCGUAUUCGUUUUGUCAUCUGCUGAAACACAUACGUACGAGUUUUCAUUUGAGGUACACCAAGUAUCAAACUGUCCAAUGAGCAAGGAUGCAUGGGAAAAGGCGUCUAUCCGGUUAAACUGCACUCAACAACAUGGAUAUCACUGUGUUCCGGAUAAAUAUUUCACUUCACUUAUUGAAUUCUGUUAUCCACAGGGAUACAGAUUGCCUUUCGAGAGAGGCAAUUGUCUAGAAUUAGCUGCAGAUGGAAUCUUAAACCAUGUUCCAUGCAACAAGUUCGACAGUGGAUGCCCUGAGCAGUUUUAUUUCAGCAAUGAAAUAUACAAAUACCCAAAGUGCUUGUCGAUCAACACGAAUUUCAGAUGCUUUGAUGCAGAUGUUCCGUGCAUAUUAUCCAAAAAUGCUGAGAGCACUACGAGCAACAGCGUUUACAACACUAGCUCCCAAAUUAGUACAACGAUAAUGAACAGAAUAGAGAACAACUACACAGACUACUUUGAGCCUUUUGCUGUCAUCUUGAUUCUGUUUGUCGUUGAGAACAUUGCACUGCUUGGCUUUGUUACAUACAAACGUUACAUCAGGAGGAAAUGUCGGAAACAUGUAUUAACAGAUGAUGGUCAUUUUGGAGAGGUUAUGCCUUUAAAUGAUAUAGGUACUAUUUGUAAAGCUGUUGAAUCGUCAUCACAAGACCAUUUACCUGAUUUACUAAAAGAAGAUCUUAAUUUCUUCUGCCUGAGUCGCAUUUGCAGAGAAGGAAAAGAGGGCGAAUUUCAUUCUGAGACAAAUCCACAAUCGUUCGAUCAAGAUUUACUUAACAAGACAGAUGUCAUGGGAUGGACUCUUCUUCAUCAUGCAGCGUACGGAGGAAAGAUAAGGAUUUUUCAACAUCUAAUGAGUUAUAAAAUCAUAGACUUGCGUGCAACAGACAUCAUAGGUAGGACAGUGCUUCACAUAUCUGCCGCUGCUAAAAAGGGGGAUGAAAAUGGGGAAAUAUUUGAUGCAAUCGUAGAAAGAGACAAAGGACUUUUAGAGGUAGAGGAUAAAAACGGAUUGAUGCCAUUUUCUUAUGCAGCUCUUGCUGGAAAUAAAUCAAUUCUGGAGCAGAUAUCUAUAUAUGGCUUUGAUAUAAGAAAACAAACAAAAUACGGAGAAACUGUUGCACAUUUAGCAUGUAUAGGAAACAGCUUGGAAGUUCUUCAUAUGUUAUCUAAAAUGGAUGAGAAAGGUAACCAAGAGUCUUUAAAAAAGACAAAAGACCAGCAGAAGAUAAUAUCAACAAAGAACAAAAUGGAUUGGAAUCCAUUACAAUAUGCUGCAAAGACCGGAAACAAAAACAUUUUGCAGUUCCUAGAUGAAGAAAAAGUGCGUGUUUUCUAUUCCACCGAGGAUUUGAAAUAUUCCUUUCAUACAGCAUGCGAAAAUGGAAAUCUAGAAGCUUGCAAAUACAUCGUAGGCAAAAGUAAAGAAAGCAUAUAUGCGCAUGAUAAGUCGGGGAGGCAUGCUGGUCAUUUUGCAGCGAAAAGUGGAAAUGUUGAAAUAUUGAAAUAUCUUGAAACUCAAGACCUGAAAGUUGAUGGAUUGUCAUCCCAAAACAUUAAUAUUCUUCACAUAGCUUGUCGUCACGGGAGACUUGCCAUGUGUGAAUAUAUAGCAGAAAGGUAUCCAGAAUUAGUUACGCAAGAAAGUAAAAAAGGAUGGAACCCAGCCCUAUUUCUUGGUGAAAGAGGAGGAGCUGAUGAAGAAAGAAUAAAAAUUUUAACACAUUUAGUGACAAAACACGAUUUAUUCGUAUAUCAUGUUUCCAGAGCCGGAAAGUCCAUUCUGUACAAUGCCUGUGCUAACAGAUCCUACACACUAUGUGAGCAUCUUUUACAAACUUAUCCAGGUCUUUUAACAAUCGAAAGAUCAAUGGAUCCGAAAAGAGCAGCCAGAGAUAAAAAGAUAAAUCAACUGAUGGAAAUGUAUUCAUACACUUUCUCCCAAAAUUCUGGUUAGCAGUUUGAUAGUGUUUAAAAUGGAUGUUAUCUAAUGAGGACAAGCAUCAAAAUGCAUUUGUUCUUUCUUUCAUGUUUUGUAGUAUCUUUGCAGCACGGAGUUGGACAGCUUUGCCUUUUGCAAAUGACUAACAAAAUUCUCGAUUUGGUUUCAAUUUUUCAUCAUUGUUGGCCUGCAUAGCAGCAUUUUUUAUAUUUAGCUGGAAUGUAAGCAAUUUAUAUUCACGAUGUUUCUCAUAGCAUGCUUAUUCUAUAUACUGUUCUCAUCGAUGUCCUUUCAUUCAUAAUUUAGCUACUUCAUCUAAAACAAUCAUUUUCCGUUGUCUGAUGAUUUUUUUUCUACUUAUUUCAUUCACACUCCAAGCUUUGUCUGCUAUAUUAAACCAAAUUCAUUAUUCCAUCUGAUCUUUCAAAGAAAUGUGGAGGGCCUCCAUGGUCGAGUGGUUAGAGCAUCGCGCUCAAAAUCACAGGACCUCUCGCCUCUGUCGGCGCGGGUUCGAAUCCCACUCGCGCCGGUAAGUGAGAAAGUUUCCCAGUUUACUUUCGGAAGGUCAGUGGUCUCUUCCCAGGUACAUUGUAUCUGGGUUCUCUUUUCCACCAAUAAAAACUGGGCGCGACCAGAUAACUGAAAAAUGGUUGAGUGUGGCGGAAAUUAUCAAUCAAUCAAUCAAAGAAAUGCGAAAGUUAAACAAUGUGAUAUCAAUUUCAUGAUUCAGUACAUGUAUGUAUAUACGUCAUAUCUACCAGCAGACACUAACAUUAAGUUUGAUUACAUCAACCGAAACACAGAACAUUUGCGAUAGGAAAAAGAAGGCAAUUAAGGAAAGAUAAAGUAAACAUUUGUCCAAAUGCUGUUUUCAUUAUUUGGAACCAAUACGCAAAGAAAUCAAAUAUCAAUGGCAAUAGAUUAUAAUUCAUGUAUAUAAGCACAAAUGCCAACUUUUACUUCAAGUAAGAGGUUCUUUUCCAAAUACAUAAUAUGUUUCAUGAAAUACUGUACGUGGAAACAAAAUCAAAAUAGCAUCGUAAUUUAAUUUUUUUUUUUUUUGGUCAAUUUCACGCCUUUGGUGAAAAAUAUAACGCCAAGCAAAAAAUCCAGUUUUUUUUUAAUUUGGGAGCUUUGAUUGUCAUAUGAUUUCCUAUUCAUAAAACUUUUUAAUAUGUUUGCGCAUAUGUUUUUGUAUGCAUCCAGAUUGACUGAAAAUGGUUUAUUGAUCCCAGUCAUAAUAGGGGAAAGGUCAGCAUAUAACAUUUAAUGAAAGAUUUUCGGUUAAGGACCUGUAACCCCCUUCGUCAAUCUGAACUAGGUUUUGUUGUAAUCAUACUGCCACCAGAUCGGGGUGGUGGAAUUUUCUUGUUUCCUUGGUUUUUAUUAAUAUCAUUAUUUUGACUUUUUGUUAACUUCAAAUCAUGCAAAAGAUGCAGCAUAAUGAAAAU
Molecule: messenger RNA, 4449 nt
Organism: Ostrea edulis (European flat oyster)
Lineage: Eukaryota; Metazoa; Mollusca; Bivalvia; Ostreida; Ostreidae
Product: ankyrin-3-like
Exons: 9
Coding region: 971-3013 (680 amino acids)
Cellular component (GO): cytoplasm
Molecular function (GO): protein binding
Source: RefSeq, a predicted model, not a curated record